AUUAUUAUUAUUAUUAUUGUUACUAUAUUUAGCAGAUCUUUUCUUGGGGUGCAAGCAUGGGGGAUACCCUGGAAUUCAACGAGAUCUAUCAAGAAGUGAAGGGGUCGUGGAAUGACGGUCGCUUGCGUCUCAGCAAGCAGGCGGUCGUUUACAAGAACAAUAAGACCGGAAGGGUGGACAAUAUCGCGGCCAGCGAGCUGUCCGGGUGUUACUGGCGCCGUGUGUCCCUCGGACACGGAGUCCGCCUGGAGACGAAAAACGGCAACGCCUACAAGUACGACGGCUUCCGAGAAUCGGAUUUUGAGAAAAUGUCGAAUUAUUUCAAGGCUAAUUAUCAAGUGGAUCUGACAGAGAAGGAUAUGUGUGUAAAAGGCUGGAAUUGGGGAACAGCUAGAUUUGGAGGUCAGCUCCUGACCUUUGACAUCAAUGACCAGCCCGCUUUCGAGGUGCCCCUGACGAACGUGUCCCAGUGCACCCCCGGCAAGAACGAGGUGGCACUGGAGUUUCACCAGAAUGAUGACGCUGAGGUGUCUCUCAUGGAGGUGCGCUUCUACGUGCCUCCAUCCUCUACGGACGACGUGACUGACCCUGUGGAGGCGUUUUCCAAGCAGGUCCUCUCCAAGGCGGAUGUGAUCCAGGCCACGGGUGACGCUGUCUGCAUCUUCCGAGAGCUGCAGUGCCUGACCCCCAGGGGGCGCUACGACAUCCGCAUCUACCCAUCCUUCCUGCACCUACACGGCAAGACCUUCGACUACAAGAUCCCGUACACCACCGUGCUGCGGCUCUUCCUGCUGCCGCACAAGGACCAGCGCCAGAUGUUCUUCGUGAUCAGCCUGGACCCUCCUAUCAAACAGGGCCAAACCCGUUACCACUUCCUCAUCCUGCUCUUCUCCAAAGAGGAAGACCUCACCCUGACUCUCAACAUGACAGAGGAUGAUGUUUUGAAGAGGUUUGGAGGGAAGCUCAGUAAGAACAUGUCUGGCUCUCUGUAUGAGAUGGUGAGCCGAGUCAUGAAGGCCCUGGUCAACCGCAAGAUCACCGUGCCGGGCAACUUCCAGGGCCACUCGGGGGCGCAGUGCAUCACCUGCUCGUACAAGGCGAGCUCGGGGCUCCUGUACCCCCUGGAGAGGGGCUUCAUCUUCGUGCACAAGCCCCCCCUGCACCUGCGCUUCGACGAGGUGUCCUGCGUGAACUUCGCCCGCGGAACCACGACCACGCGCUCCUUCGACUUCGAGAUCGAGAGCAAGCAGGGCGGGCAGUAUACCUUCAGCAGCAUCGAGAGAGAGGAGUACGGGAAACUCUUUGAUUUCGUCAACGCCAAGAAACUGAACAUCAAAAAUCGGGGACACAAGGAGAAAAAUAAGGGUAUGAAGGGGGGUGACAAUGCUUACUCAGACUCUGAUGAUGAUCAGCAUGAUGCUUACCUGGAGAGGAUGAAGCAGGAGGGGAAGAUCCGAGAGGAGGCUGCCAACGACAGCAGCGAUGAUUCGGGAGACGAGACCGAUGAAUCUUUCAAUCCUGGUGAGGAGGAUGACGAUGUUGCAGAAGAGUAUGACAGUAACGCAUCUGCCUCAGAGUCGAGUGGAGAGGGGGGUGGGAGCGAUGAUGACGAGGAGGAGGAGAGGAAGAAACCGGCUAAGAAACCGAAACUAGUGAAAGAGAAAGUGGAGAGAAAACCGAAGAAGAGAACGGAGGGUAAGAAGCAGAAGGACCCAGGAGCCCCGAAGAGGCCCUUGAGCACGUACAUGCUGUGGCUCAACGCCAACCGGGACAAGAUCCGUGCGGAGCACCCAGGCAUCAGCAUCACUGAGGUGUCCAAGAGAGCCGGAGAACUGUGGAAGAACAUGAGCAAAGAAAACAAAGAGGAAUGGGAUCACAAGGCUGACGAGGCCAAGAGAGCCUACGAGAGAGCGAUGAAGGAGUACAAGGAGAGCGGGGGGGCCUCCUCCUCCACCGCCAUCCCGAAAAAGGACAAGAAGCCCUCUUUGAAGGGAAAAGGCAGGGACAAGAAAUCCAAACCCUUGUCUAAAAGCAGCAGCGCCGCCAAGAGUCCGGCCAAGGCAACUGCGGGAGAGAACGAGAGCUUCAAGAGCAAGGAGUUCGUCUCGAGCGACGAGAGCUCCGGGGAAUCAGACAAGGGGAGGAAGAGCGAGGGUUCUGAUGAUGAGGAGAUCGCCAGCACUCCCCCCAGCUCUGAAGACUCUGGUUCGGACUGAACUGGUCCUGUGAUACUCAGAGCCGGGUUGAACUGCAAACCAGUGCACUCCCAGUUCAAACUCCUGUUGCUCUCCCAUUUCCAUCAGCUACAACGACAAACGUUUCCACUAGAAGUCUUUCUCAGUGUCUCCAGUGUAAAUUCAAUGGCAAACGUUUCCACUAGAAGUCUU
This is a messenger RNA of Polyodon spathula (Mississippi paddlefish), 2387 nucleotides long. RefSeq names its product structure specific recognition protein 1b (gene ssrp1b). The coding region runs from base 57 to 2216 and encodes 719 amino acids. Gene Ontology annotation, molecular function: nucleosome binding; DNA binding; histone binding. The transcript has 17 exons. The record is from RefSeq and is a predicted model, not a curated record. Gene Ontology annotation, cellular component: nucleus; FACT complex. NCBI's taxonomy places the organism in Eukaryota, Metazoa, Chordata, Actinopteri, Acipenseriformes, Polyodontidae.